GCAGCUUCCUGAGGAACACAACAAAACAGUCCCAGAAAUACCCUAAGAGGCUUCACAUCACAGCGAUUUUUAAGUUGUAUAUCAUUUUUCUGUUCCUCUCCUGAGUCAGGACAACCUGAAGCACAGCUCAGCACAGGGAGAAGCUCACAGGAGUAUCCCCAGCAUCUCCUGGGCUGUUUUGGUUUCUGAGGAUUUUACUAGGAAUGACACAACUGCUCUUUCACAUCUCUUCCCUGCUAUAAACAAUUCCAUACAAAGCCUUUCACAGAAAGAAAUGUUUUUAAUGCAAACACACUAAAAGCAGGAAAAGAGUGUCAGUACAGAAACUGAUUGGAAAUGAUUAAUGAGGCAGUAAUUCGCCUGAGGAGCAUUAAGAGGCUGUGAGCAAUUCAGAUAAGCACAAGGCACGUGCCAGCCAGGGAGCAUCACUCGUGACAGCAGAGACAAAGCACAGCCAGGAUCAGGGCCUGGCUGAAAACUCUGUCAGUGGGGAGGACAACAAAAAUCUAUUUUUCCAUCACAAAAAACACAGACAAAUCACCUUCCUUCCUUAACAACCCUCCCAAACCAAAUCAGUCUAGGAUUCCAUGACUCUUGGAAAUGAGGGUUAAAGAAUAAUCAUCCCCAGAGGAAGGAAGAUUUCAAAGCCUUGACAUUAGGCAGGUGCUAAUUUAGGAGGGCAGUUGAUGACUGAAUGGUUUCUCAUGAAGGGUGUAAUGAGGAGGUGGAAAAGUCACAAGGAGAGAAAUAAAGGCAAGUUCCACUUUCUCAUCUCAGAAUAUUAAUGUUGCUUCUGUUUUCUCAUGGUGAGUGAGGGUGUAAUCAUCUGGUGUCUGCCCAACCUCGUGUCUCUGGGAACUGCACGUUUAGAGAUGCUUUCAGUUUUGCCCACACUUUUCCCAAAGAAGUGAUAACUCUCCUUGAACCUCCUUGAAAGCCCCAAACUUGCUGUGUCCAUGCCCAGCCUGAACCCGAACUGGUUUUUUCCCCCCUGAUGCAGCUCCUUGGCUCUGGGAAGGGCAGAAGAAAAGGCCCCUGGGCAUCUCAGAGCGUGUUUGCUUCCUCCUUGGGCUGGAAGUGAUGCUGCUUUUCCACCUCAUCCCACCUCACUCGUGGGCUACGGGGCCUUAGGGUAUUUCUGACAUUCCUCAGAAGGGGAAGGAUGACAUCUUCUCUGCAGGGAAGCCCAGUCAGCAAGAUUUGGGUGAAAGGAACCCCAGGCAGGUGGGAGCAAACUAUAUAAAGCAAACCCAGUUGCUGCAGGGCGCUGCAAGCCAGCAGGGCUUUGCCAAGAGCUGUCAGAAGGAUGAAGUCUGUCCUCGGCCUCUCCGUGCUGUUUGUGUGGGGCCUGUCCCCAGCCCAGGGGAGCCUCUUGCAGCUGCACCAGAUGAUCUCAGAGGCGACAGGGAAAAACGCUUUUCUGCAUUACGGCUUCUACGGCUGCUACUGCGGCCUGGGGGGCAAGGGGCAGCCCAAGGAUGCCACAGACAGAUGCUGCCAGCUGCACGAUACUUGCUACCAAAACCUCCUGGAGCAUGGCUGCAAUGCCAAGACACGGAGCUACUGCUACAGCUGGCACCAGGGCAGGCUCUCCUGCAGGCCUGGCUCUCGGUGCUCCUACUUGUCCUGUGAGUGUGACCGCAGCCUGGCGCUGUGCCUGAGGAGAAACAUCAGCAGCUACAGGAAAGGCUAUCAAUUCUUCCCCCAAAUCCGGUGCUACUGAUGGGAGCUGGGAUGUGGGGAUGGGGA
Cyanistes caeruleus (blue tit) is the source of this 1749-nucleotide messenger RNA. Its product is annotated as phospholipase A2 group V-like. The record is from RefSeq and is a predicted model, not a curated record. Gene Ontology annotation, molecular function: calcium ion binding; phospholipid binding. Lineage: Eukaryota; Metazoa; Chordata; Aves; Passeriformes; Paridae. Gene Ontology annotation, biological process: lipid catabolic process; negative regulation of T cell proliferation; phospholipid metabolic process.